AUGGCUGUUGAAGUUCAGGUCAGAGAGAGCGUGCGGGAGGCGGUGGGUCGGCGGGUGAAACUCACCCUGAGGCACAAAGUCCAGCUGGAGGUUAAAGGUGACAAGGUGGAGAACAGAGUGCUGGCUUUGGCGUCACAUCGAGCCUAUCUGUUGACAGCACGGGUUCCUUCAAAGGUUGAACAGUCAUUCAGCUACUUGGAUAUACAAGGGAUCAGCAGCAACAAGCCCACUCAGCUGGUGCUGGAGCACGAGCGAGGGCCAUGGAGCCUGAGGUUCGGCUCAGGGGAGGAGGUGGAUGAGGUGAUCGCUCACAUCGGCAGCUGCCUGCACCGAAUCUGUCCAGCUGGGUCACCGGUGAAGAUGAUGAGGAAGUUGAGCCUGAAGCCUCCAGAGAGGAUGGCAGCGCUCCAGGCCUUCUGGGACGGCCAGGGUUCAACUGAUCUCGGACCAUGCGGGGGCUUUUCUCACCAGUACUGGUGCGUGUGUGAUUACUUGGGCCUGCCGUACAGGGAGGAGGUCCAGUGGGAUGUGGACACCAUAUAUCUCACUCAGGACACCCGAGAGCUCAACCUGCAGGACUUUGUCCACCUGGAGAACAGGGAUUUGGUGGCGAUCAUUGCGGCACUGGAACACAACCAGUGGUUCACCAAACUCUCCACCAAAGAUCACAAACUGUCGACAGAUGUGUGCGACCAGAUUUUGAAAGUCGUGGCCCGAUCCAGCCGGCUGGAAGAGCUGGUUCUGGACAACGCUGGACUCAAAAGUGAUUUUGCUCAGAAAGUGGCCAGCGCUCUGUCACACAACCCCUCCUCCACACUGCACACACUCAACCUGAGCAACAACUCCCUGGAGGACAAAGGUGUUUCUGCUCUGAGUGCUCAACUCGCCAAACUCCCCAUGGGCCUGAAGCAGCUGAGCCUCUCCAGGACUUCUAUGUCCCCUAAAGGAGUAAACGGCCUCUGUCAGGCUCUCUGUGCCAACCCGGUCGUCGUCUCCACCCUCACACACCUCGACCUGUCCGGAAACUCCCUCAAGGGCGACGACCUCCAGUAUCUGCAGAAUUUCCUGAGUCAGCCCAACUGUUUGGAAACUUUGGAUCUGUCCAACAGCGACUGCUCACUGGAGCUGGUGUGUUCAUCUCUACUCAGAGGAUCACUGAAGCAUCUCUCGGUCCUCAACAUGUCAAAAACCGUCUUCUCACAUAGGAAGUGUAAAGAAAUCCCUCCGUCCUUCAAGCAGUUCUUCAGCUGCGCUCAGGCUCUGACUUCUGUCAGUCUGUCAGGAACCCGACUGCCCCACGAGGCUCUGAAGGCAUUGUUGUUGGGCCUCGGCUGCAACCCAAACCUCAGUGACGUGUCUCUGGAUCUCAGCUGCUGUGAGCUGCGGUCCGGAGGCUCCCAGAUCCUGGAGGGUUGCAUCGCUGAGAUCCCAAACAUUUCCAGUCUUGAUAUUUCAGACAACGGUCUGGAUGUGGAUCUCACUACUCUCCUUGUCUGGCUUGCCAAGAACCGCUCCAUCAGACACCUUUCGCUGGGCAAAAACUUUAACAAUAUCAAAUCCAAAAAUGUGGCUCAGGUCCUGGACAAUCUGGUUCAUAUGAUUCAGGAAGAGGAGUCGCCUCUGACAUCGCUGUCCCUGGCUGAUUCCAAGCUGAAGGCCGACCUUUCCAUCGUCCUCAACGCGCUGGGCAGCAACACGUCUCUGAUCAAGCUGGACAUCAGUGGAAACUCUAUGGGAGACAUGGGAGCCAAGAUACUGUCCAAAGCCCUGCAGAUCAACACCAAGCUCCGGACAUUAGUUUGGGACCGGAACAACAUUAGUCCUCAGGGUUUACAGGAUGUAGCUGCUGCCUUGGAGAAGAACUACACCAUUCGGUUCAUGCCUGUUCCCAUAAUGGAUGCUGCUCAGGCACUGAAGGCAAACCCAGAGAAGACAGAAGACGCCUUACUGAAGAUGGAGCAGUACUUGUUGAGGAACCAUGAGACGCGUAAAUACCUCCAGGAGCAGGCGUACAGGCUGCAGCAGGGAAUAGUCACCACAACCACACAGCAGAUGAUGGAUAUGAUGUGUGUAAGGGUGCAAGAUCAUCUGAACUCACUGCGCUUCUCGGAGACCAACUUGGUUCAAGAGGACAUGAAAGUCGCAGAAAACCUCAUGAAGGAUGCUAAGAACUCCAAAACACUACUCCCCAACCUGUACCACCUGAGCAGCGGCGGCUCCAGAGGCGCCUGCGUUGGAGCCAUUCAGGAGAAGCUGGAGUCCAUGGCUGGGGAGGUGGCCAGAGUCAUGGAUGAGCAGCUGCUGACGAUGCUGGGGUCCAUGGUGGAUGCUGCGGAGGGUCUGUGCCCUCACGUGAUGAAGAGGAGCAGCCUUCGUCAGGAGCUGCUGAAGGCCGGUGGAGGGAGGAUGACCGUCCCUCGCAGCUUCAUCACCACCACGUUGCUGGAACAGUCCGGGGUGGACAUCAUCAACAAGAUCAGUGAAGUGAAACUCGCCGUGGCCUCGUUUCUGUCCGAUCGGAUCGUGGAUGAGAUCCUGGAGGCUUUGUCCAGAUCGCAGCACACUCUGUCCGACCAUCUGAUCAGGAAGGACCACCCUCUGGUUCAUCACGAGCCCCAGAUGGAGAUGGAGGUCCUGGAUGAGACGGUGCUACAGCCAGAGAACCACGACCAGAAACAUGAACUGGAAGAUAUGGACUCCUGCAUGAUGACUCUCAAAUCCAAGAGGAAGAGUAUUCUGGUGAGGAUGUUGCGGCCCGUCUCUGUGGCAUUCGAGAUGGAGUUUGACCUGGACAAAGCUCUGGAAGAGGUUCCGAUUCACGUUGAAGACCCGCCUCUCCCUGCUGCUCCACAGACAUCGGACUACGGCGAUCUCCCUCCUCCUCCCACUUUCCCAGAUGUCCAGUCUGUCAGCCUGGGCGAACUCCCAACCGUGGAGCACAAGAAACUUGAACAUUGCACCAAACUUCGGCCAAAGCCCCAAAAGAGAACGAAACCCAGUAAAUCACCUCGGGCAGCCACCGGUACCUCAGUACCACAGGAAGCAGAGCAGAACAGCAUGAUGGGAAAGCUGGACGAAGGCCUGGAUGACUUCUUCUCCAAAAAAGUCACCAAGCUUGGCUUCAGACUUCCCUCUGUAAAAGGUUCAUCCACCAGCCCCCAGGAAGCAACAGAUAAGAAGCGUGAGUCCAAGAGUGGCUUCUUUAACCUCAUCAAGUCCCGCACGUCCCGGUCAGACAAGAGCCACGUGGCUGCGUCUGUCUCUUCACCGACAUCUGCGUCCUCCACCGCCACCACCACGUCCUCCGUCAGCCCGGUGAAGGAGGACCUGCCACCACCGCCAUUCCCCACGCCGCCUGUCAAAACUAACUCCACUGCGGUGGAGCAUCAACACGAACUCCACCAGACACAGUCAAACCCCACAGAUCCUGAGCCUGAAGCGUCUCCGACUUCUGCUGAACCUGCUGACAAGGAGAAGGAUGAGAAGAAUAUCGGACAUAAAGAGAAUCCAGAAGAGGCUGAACGAAUGGAGAGGAAGGAGAACGUGGAGAAAAAGGACAACCCACACAUACCCCGUCACAUCGGGGUUCCUGUGAUGGGAAGGGACCUGCUGGCCGAGAUGAAGGCCAGGCAGGAGAGAAGCCGGCAGGAGAAGCUGGCUGAGAAGAAGUCCGAGUCAUCUUCAGGACCAGACAAGGUGGAUGCCGACAAAGACACUGACGAAUCCAAACCAGAACCGAUUCCGAGGUCCAAACCGCCAGCCGUCACCCCCAAACCAGCCGCCCCCCAGCCCGUCAGAACCCCCCUGACCCCCCACACGCCCGGGCCGCUCAGCCCGACCUCUGCCAGGACAAACAGCAGCGAUGACUCUGUGGAGACUCCAGCAGGAAGUCAGUCUCCCAGAGUCCCACUUCCUCUUCCUCGCCUGAAGAGGACGCCAUCAGAGCAGGACAGGGAGAGUCCCGGCAGCAGCCCUGCAACGCCACUGGAUGUGGAGUUUCCUGCGGACGGGGAAACCUUUGACGAGGCCUCGGGUAGCGAGUCCAGCGCCGGCGGGAGACAGUGGUCGUCCCUGAGACACGAGUCCAGCCCUCCGUCCCCCAAGGAAGACGACCGCCAGCGGGCCAAGUCCCUGCCUGCCUACGUGACGUCUCUGUCUCAGACGGACACAGAUCUCAGUGCAGCCGAGGGAGACGUUGACGCCUCGUCUACCGACCUCACGUCUACCAGCAAAUCUGAAGACGAGUCUGGGGAUGAAACUCCUUCCAUGUGAUCCGGAAAGAUAUUUCCCACCUCUGAAAGGCUGCUUGACUGUCCUCGCUAUAUUCUUGAAUGUUAAGGAGGUUGAUCCCGAACACACGGCCAAAGCAGAGACGGCAGUAACCAGCUCGUGCUCUUUUGAUUUAACGCUUUAAACAUGUUUGCCAAGUGGACACUGUGACAUUUUCUCCAUAUCUCACACUGUUAUCAGCCUGUCUGGUAAACUGACACCAAAAUAGCUGCAUGACUGUCUCUGAGCUCUAAUAGGAGCGUAAAGAGGAGUCCAGAUGGUCUUCAUCAGGUGCAGAAACAAUCUGCGGCUGCUUAGAUAAAUGCAUCCAGCUGUAGAGCUUAUGUAGUCCAUAUCACUGAGAAGAAUGAGGCUGACUCGUGUUUUUGCAGCUGUAAGUGGGUCCGGGGUGAAGCUGCCGGGUCGUAUCUGGUUCUGCAGUUAAAGCGGAACCAGGAGCUGCAGCAGGUCGUCUGAAAACCCGAUCUGGACCAAUCGUGGGGAGUUUUCCAGCCUGAGAGGAAAAGCUUCAUGUUUCAGCUCCAGAGAAGGUGGAGCUCCAAGGUGUUUCUCCUCCUUUCAAAUGGAGUUAAGGUUGUGCAGGUUUGGAUCCUUCUCUGCAGAACAUUUCAGAUCAGAGUCACCGGUGACCAUGUCAUCAACUCAUAACCGAUGUUUCAUACUCUUAAAACAAAAACCAAAGCAUUCUUGUCCAUGAUCAUUCAGUAUUAUUCAUCUCGCUCUUAUUUCAGUUCAGCUUCACCUUGAAGGAUAUAAAUCUGAGUCUAUCAGAAGUUUUCCACAAACGUAAGCGAAUAAACUGUAAAACUUCAAUCAGAUGAUGUAAAGAAUUGUAAGUACAGGUACGAUUUGGAAGAGCAGAGAUUUUUUAUUUGCAUGUCUUGAGCAUCAGAGGGAGAUAGUUUCGCCGGGUUGAUGUCUGACUCGUGAAUUCUGCCUAUUUAAGCACAGAAGUCCGACUUCUACGACUUCUACGUUUUAAUUUGCUGCCUUCAAGUCCCAGAAGAGGUGAAUUGCACAUAUUCCUCAUUUCACUGGAAGCUUGUCCUUCAGCCUGGAUGGAUGGCUGUGUUUUUUAUCUUAUGUUUUGCUUAUGUAAAGAGGAAUUAUAUAGAGAAAAUGGUUUUAUUUGUUGAAAGUUUUUCCUUUCUGACCAUUUAAAUAUAAAUAUGAAAAGAUUUCAAAACUAAAGAUGGUGUAAUCGGGUUUUCUUUCCACUGCAAAUAUUGCUUUUCUAUCACUUUAAGUUCACAAAUGUGCCCUGUGAGAGCAGGUCAAGUAAAGGUCUUUUAUAUUUAAAGUUGAAACCACGGCGUCGUCAUAGCGAGCAUUGUUAAACCAACGUGUAGCGCUGCACUUAUAUCCCUGUAAAUACGUACUAACGUUUGUUUAAGGUUCUGUUUCUACCAUAACCAGGGUUUUAAUCAGUUAAACGCUGAAAUUGUGGGAUUUAUGUUGUAUUAUGAGCAGAGUGUAUGAUUUACUGAGGAGACAUGCUGAUUAAUCUGCAUCAGUUUUCACUUCUGAUACUUGGUGGAUUUUUUUUCUU
Molecule: messenger RNA, 5839 nt
Organism: Cololabis saira (Pacific saury)
Lineage: Eukaryota; Metazoa; Chordata; Actinopteri; Beloniformes; Belonidae
Gene: carmil1
Product: F-actin-uncapping protein LRRC16A
Biological process (GO): regulation of Arp2/3 complex-mediated actin nucleation; cell migration
Cellular component (GO): plasma membrane; lamellipodium
Molecular function (GO): protein binding
Source: RefSeq, a predicted model, not a curated record